AUUUGAUUUUGUUGACAAAAGUGGAAAGGGAGGAAUCAGUAACAAAGAAAUUCGCUCUUAAUGGCCGCAUUUCUCAGGUCCACGGCAUCAACAACUAGCUUCGCCAUAGCAGCAUCUGCAGCUUUCGCCUUCUCCGGACCUUCUUCUUCUUCUUCUCCCCUUUUUCCUUUUCCUCAAUCCUUCAAACCCAUUUCCCUCUCUCCAUUUCCAGCUAGAAAUUCCUUCGGAUUUAUCACAACCUUUGCCCAUUCACCUUCUGCUGUUCCCAUGGCGGCACCCACUUCGGAACCAACCUCUUUCUCUCAGAACAACGUUGGAUUGCCUGAACUUCUGACAGAGUAUAUGGUGGAUAUGAAAUGUGAGGGCUGCGUUAAUGCUGUCAAGGACAAGUUACAGGGUGUUGAUGGUGUAAAGAAUGUUGAUGUGGACUUGAGCAAUCAAGUGGUUAGGAUACUGGGCACAACACCUGUGAAGACAAUGACCGAAGCUUUGGAGCAGACAGGUCGAAAAGCCCGGUUAAUUGGGCAAGGGGUCCCUGGGGACUUCUUAGUUUCAGCUGCUGUUGCUGAAUUUAAAGGUCCAGAAAUAUUUGGCGUGGUUCGAUUGGCUCAGGUAAACAUGGAACUGGCUAGGGUUGAAGCCAACUUUAGUGGACUCUCACCUGGAAAACAUGGUUGGUCGAUCAAUGAAUUUGGUGAUCUGACAAGAGGUGCUGCUAGCACAGGGAAAGUGUUUGAUUCUGCAGAUUCUGGCUCUAGUAAUGAGCCAUUGGGUGACCUGGGAACAUUAGAUGCCGAUGAAAAUGGCGAAGCCCUUUUCUCUGGGGUCAAACAGAAGCUGCGAGUUUCUGAUCUUAUCGGGCGAUCGAUAGCCGUGUAUGAGACUGAAGACAAGUCGGUUCCAGGCAUUGCAGCAGCAGUAGUAGCUCGAAGUGCGGGUGUCGGUGAGAACUACAAGAAGCUAUGCACCUGUGAUGGGACGACCAUUUGGGAAUCAAGUAACAGAGAUUUUGUCACCAGCAAAGUCUGAUGGAUUUCUCAAACUUUGCCCACUUUGCAAAAUGAAAUACUUCUCAUUUUCUUUCUGCCUUGAACGGAGAAGUUAAUUCCCAACUGCGAAGGGCACAUCACAUCAUGUAAUAUUUUGUGUUGGUUUCCUGUUCUGGCCUGCUUUUGAAGUAUAAGAAGUUUUUUUCUAAUGAUUUAUACGAAAAAUUUAAUCUCGAGUCCAA
Messenger RNA from Momordica charantia (bitter melon), 1231 nucleotides. It is a transcript of the gene CCS, whose product is annotated as copper chaperone for SOD1. NCBI's taxonomy places the organism in Eukaryota, Viridiplantae, Streptophyta, Magnoliopsida, Cucurbitales, Cucurbitaceae. The record is from RefSeq and is a predicted model, not a curated record. Gene Ontology annotation, biological process: superoxide metabolic process. Gene Ontology annotation, molecular function: copper ion binding.